UAAAGGGAACAUGAAGCCGCUUCUCCCGGAGGAUUUAAGCGCCUGAAGUUUCUUCGGAAGAUGCCGUAAAGAAGACGCGGAGCAGACGGAGUCAAACAGCCCGGUGCGCACCUCCCUCUCCCCGGCGGGACUGAAGCGCGACAGUCCCGCUCUUCUGCCGCUGCUGGAGGGACACUUCUGCCGCUCCUCCCGCAUCUUUUGUCGCUCUGUUUGGAUGUAAAAAAAAAAAAAACCAACAACAACCCCGUCUUCACCUUCUUUCUUCGAGAGAUUUUGAUCCCUAACACUUUUUGUUUUCCUGGCGCUGUGUGGAGUUUCUGUGCUCAUGGAUCGGCCACUUUGCGCCUCCUCUCCGGAUGCGUUUUGGCAGCUGUGAGCGGGGCGCGGCAGAGCCGUGAUGGGGACGGUGAUGGUGUGAAAGACGCAGGAGUUUCACAUCUGGUUUUUUGGGCCAGUCUGCAGCAGGAUCAGGAUGAGAAGAUGGCUGGCUGUGUGUUUCCAAUGGGACCAGAGAGCUUUCAGCGCUUCACGCCGGACUCCCUGGCUGCCAUCGAGCAGCGCAUCGCCCAGGAGCGGGCCCGACGCAACAAACACUACCAGGAGGACCUGGGCGACGUGGUGCGUCCGCGGUCCCGGCCCGACCUGGAGGCAGGGAAACAGCUGCCGCGCAUCUUCGCCGACAUCCCGUCUCAUCUGGUGGGCGUUCCCCUGGAGGACAUCGACCAGUACUACUUCAAAGACAAGAGGACCUUCAUAGUCCUGAACAAAGGGAAGGCCAUCUUCCGUUUCAGUGCCACAUCCGCUCUCUACAUCUUCAGCCCGUUUCACCCCAUCCGCAGAAUCGCCAUCAAGAUCCUGGUCCACUCGUUAUUCAGUUUGUUCAUCAUGUGCACCAUCCUGACCAACUGUUGCUUCAUGGCCAUGUCGGAGCCGGCCUACUGGGCCAAAUACCUCGAGUACACCUUCACAGGUAUCUAUACGUUUGAGUCGCUCAUAAAGAUCUUGGCGAGGGGUUUCUGUGUCGGACCAUUCACCUUCCUGAGGGACCCGUGGAACUGGCUCGACUUCAGCGUCAUCGUCAUGGCAUAUGUCACUGAGUUUGUGGACCUGGGUAAUGUGUCAGCCUUAAGGACGUUCAGGGUGCUGCGAGCGCUCAAAACCAUCUCUGUCAUCCCAGGCCUGAAGACCAUCGUUGGCGCUCUGAUCCAGUCCGUGAAGAAGCUCGCCGACGUGAUGAUCCUCACCGUCUUCUGUCUGAGCGUCUUCGCCCUCAUCGGCCUGCAGCUCUUUAUGGGGAACCUGCGGCAGAAGUGUGUGCGCAGCACGGAGCACUGCAUCAACGGCAGCCUGCCGGCCAACAUCUCCUUCUACUGCAACAACAAGACCUGGGCCUCCGUCAAGGACUUCAUCAACGACGAGGAUAACUUCUACAAAGUAGAGGGAGCCAAGGAUGCCUUAAUCUGUGGCAACAGCAGUGACGCAGGAUCGUGCCCAGAUGGGUUUGAAUGUCUGAAGGCGGGGAGGAACCCUAACUACGGCUACACCAGCUUCGACAGCUUUGGCUGGGCCUUCCUGUCCCUGUUCCGCCUGAUGACACAAGACUACUGGGAAAACCUCUACCACCAGACGCUGCGUUCGGCCGGUAAGACCUACAUGGUGUUUUUUGUGGUGGUGAUCUUCCUGGGCUCCUUCUACCUGGUCAACCUCAUCCUGGCCGUGGUCGCCAUGGCGUACGAGGAGCAGAACCAGGCGACCAUCGCCGAGGCCUGCCAGAAAGAGCGGGAGUUCCAGGUGGCCAUGGAGCGGCUGAAGAAGGAGCAGCAGGUUGCCGUUCAGAAACUUCCCGACUCGGACUCGAUGAUGUCACCAGAGCUCUCCCCGUUCGGCCUGCCAUUGGACUGCAUGGAGGAGCGGAGGCGGAGUCAGGCGCUGGUGGGCGUGACCGACGUGGAGGCCAACCUAUCGGAGGAGAAGCUGCUGCAGGUGGACAUGACGGACGGGGGAAAGCCGCUGCACCCUCUCCUCGCUCGCUCCUUCUCCACGAGGACUCGGCGAAGCAGUCAGGUUUCCUCCAUCUUCAACUUCCGUCUGCGGAGCCGCGGGUCGGAGGGCGAGAUGGCCGACGACGAGUACAGCGUCCCGGGGGAUGUGGUGGAGGGCGUGAGCGGCCGGACGUACAGCGGCGGCACCUUCAGCGGCAUCCUGCCCCACCCGUGGCCCAAACGGCGGCCCAGCACGUUCAGCACCGCCAGCAGGAGCUCCCAGGUAUUUUAUCCAACCCUAAACGUCAACGGGAAGCUGUUUGUUGCCAUGGACCAGAAUGGGGUUUCCCCACCAACGCUGCAGGGGCAGCUGCCCGCCUGCACCAUGGAGAAGGUCAAAGAGGAGAGCGUCCCCACGUCCAGCACGGAGCUCAGUACGAUGCUGUUACCUCGUCCGUCGUCCACACAAGACUCGGAGCAGAGGGGGAGGGCGCUCAGCGCCGCCAGCUACCUCACUGACGCCAUGGAAGAACUGGAGGAGGCCCAUAAGAAAUGCCACCCGUGCUGGUACGUCUUCGCCCACCGUUACCUGGUGUGGGAGUGCUCCCCCUUCUGGCUGAAGGUGAAGGAGCUGGUGAAGAUUAUGGUGAUGGACCCCUUCCUCGACCUGGCCAUCACCGUUUGCAUCGUCCUCAACACGCUCUUCAUGGCCAUGGAGCACUACCCCAUGACGGACGAGUUCAACGGCAUGCUGAGCAUCGGAAACCUGGUGUUCUCGGGGAUCUUCACGGCGGAGAUGGUUCUGAAGAUCAUCGCUCUGGAUCCGUACUACUACUUCCAGACGGGCUGGAACAUCUUCGACAGCAUCAUCGUGUGCCUCAGCCUCAUGGAGCUGGGCCUGUCCGACGUAGAGGGGCUCAGCGUGCUGCGCUCCUUCAGAUUGCUUCGUGUGUUCAAGCUGGCUCGCUCGUGGCCGACCCUCAACACCCUGAUCAAGAUCAUCGGGAACUCCAUGGGCGCUCUGGGAAACCUGACGCUCGUCCUCGCCAUCAUCGUCUUCAUCUUCGCCGUGGUCGGCAUGCAGCUGUUUGGUAAAAACUACCAGGACUGUGUGUGUAAGAUCUCGAAGGACUGCACUCUUCCUCGCUGGCACAUGAAGGACUUCUUCCACUCGUUCCUCAUCGUGUUCCGCGUGCUGUGCGGCGAGUGGAUCGAGACCAUGUGGGACUGCAUGGAGGUGGCCGGUCAGCCGCUGUGCAUCCUGGUCUUCAUGCUGGUCAUGGUCAUCGGGAACCUGGUGGUGAGUGACCUUUGA
Messenger RNA from Sander lucioperca (pikeperch), 3297 nucleotides. Its product is annotated as sodium channel protein type 3 subunit alpha-like. Bases 481 to 3297 code for a protein of 938 amino acids. Gene Ontology annotation, biological process: sodium ion transmembrane transport; neuronal action potential; membrane depolarization during action potential. NCBI's taxonomy places the organism in Eukaryota, Metazoa, Chordata, Actinopteri, Perciformes, Percidae. The transcript is spliced from 19 exons. The record is from RefSeq and is a predicted model, not a curated record. Gene Ontology annotation, molecular function: voltage-gated sodium channel activity. Gene Ontology annotation, cellular component: voltage-gated sodium channel complex; axon; plasma membrane.